Messenger RNA from Fonticula alba, 261 nucleotides. RefSeq lists its product as hypothetical. Lineage: Eukaryota; Rotosphaerida; Fonticulaceae. The coding region runs from base 1 to 261 and encodes 86 amino acids. The record is from RefSeq and is a predicted model, not a curated record. The transcript has 3 exons.
AUGUGUCCUCGGUCCGGUCCUCAGCUCCACGGCUGCACCAAUGAGCGCCACCAGCGUCGAGGAUGCCCGUCCGCACUGACCGUCCCCCGCCCGAACCCCUGCGGGAAGGCCAAUCCCCGGUGCUCCCUGUUCAAGGCAGGGGUGGAGCGUGGCCGGAAGAUUAUGGAUUUCAUGUCUCCAGAGCGUGGCGGUCUGCACGCCGGGCCCUUGUCGCCGCCGCCGCCGCCGCCGCUGCCGCCGCCGCCACUGCAGAGCUUGUAG